Messenger RNA from Notechis scutatus (mainland tiger snake), 480 nucleotides. It is a transcript of the gene LKAAEAR1, whose product is annotated as LKAAEAR motif containing 1. The record is from RefSeq and is a predicted model, not a curated record. Lineage: Eukaryota; Metazoa; Chordata; Lepidosauria; Squamata; Elapidae.
AUGACUGACGCGAAAGCUCUCCUGAGGAACAAGCCGACCCAACGGUUCAGGAAAUCGCUGCCUUCCUGCGAAGCAAGCAAGAUGACCGCCGAGCAGAAAGCGCGCUAUUUGGCCUUUGCCGACCCCACCAAGCCGGACGUGAAAACGAUGCUGGCCGCGGCUCUUAUGAAAGAGAAGAAAGCCCUAGACAAUCAGCCAAAGGAAGUGGAAAAUAAAAACCUGAUCGGGGUCCUCAAGGCUUCCGAAGCGCGGAACCGCCUUCGGAACUCAAGGCUCCAGUACCAGCAUUUGAGAGCGCAAGAGAUCAACUUCCUGAUCUCCUUUCAGAGGAACGCAAAAGGUGCAGUAAGGUUGGAGGUCUUCCUCCCACCCAAGAGAAACAUUGCCAAAUUGUCUGACUGCAUGGACACCAUCCAGCGAAGCCGGAUUGAGGAGAUUCUGGAAGACGAAAGUGGUGAGAUCUAUAUCCGGAGGCCUUGA